UGGUCCUGGGUCAUCAAGAUGUUUGUGCGUGGAUGUUGUUGAGAUGACCGACACUACUUGCCACCGCCAAAAGGGGGGGUCUCGCUGUCUCUCCUGAAUGUUGGACUCACGCAACUCACGCAAGAGUUUUGAACGCGACGAGCAGUUAAUCAACUUCGUGGCAGCCUUUGUUUGGUGACUGCUGGAAGACUAGCUGUCGUCUCAGCAUCAGCUAAAGGGAAUCCUUUUAAAUAAACAGAGAAAUAAAACCGCACAGACACUGAGAGGGUUGGUUCUUACAUAUUCACACAUUUGAGGACGUCGAGUCCAUAAAGAUCCAGACCAAGAACUAAGGAGCCCAGAGGUGCAGAUACCACCAUGGAAGUUUUUUUGUCUGUAGGUGAUGAAGAAGACUACACCAUGGACACUAAUUAUUCAACCUAUUAUGACCAAAACGAAGACAUGCAUUACAUGCCUUGCAGCAACAUCGGUUUGAGGGAUUUUGGCGAGGUCUUCCUGCCCACCUUCUACAGUUUGGUUUUCAUCCUUGGCGUCAUAGGCAAUGGUUUAGUGGUGUGCGUUGUGGUGAUGUACCAGAACAAAUUGCAAGACAUGUGGCUCAUCAACCUGGCUGUCUCAGACCUCGUCUUUGUCUUCACGUUGCCUUUCUACGCUCACUACUCCCUGGUGGGUGAAUGGCCUUUUGGAGACAUCUUCUGCCGCUUCGCCUCCGGCUCACAUACCACCGGAUUUUUAAGCAGCAUCUUCUUUAUGGUUGUCAUGACGCUGGACCGCUACAUCAAGGUCUUCUUGGACGUUAACACGGUUGCACGAUAUCGCACUUUUAGGGCAGGCAUCGCUUUGACCGUCUUUGUUUGGACUCUGAGCUUGUGCUUCUCCCUGCCGGCCAUCAUCUUCACGAAGGUGAAGAACGACUCUUCCGAGGUCACUUGCAGCUACGAACCGGAAAACAAAGCCUGGAGGCUCUAUGACAUCAUCUUGAAGAAUGUCUUUGGCCUCGGGAUUCCACUGUUGGCGAUCAUAGUUUGCUUCUCCAGGAUCAUCCCCAAAUUGCUGAAGAUGAGGAGCGGCAAGAAGCACCGUGUAGUCAAGCUGAUCAUCUCCAUCGUGAUUGCCUUUUUCGUAUUCUGGGCACCAUAUAACAUUUCCAUUCUCUUACAGUUUCUGAAUAUGUUGACUGAUUGCAACUCUCUCCAAAGGCUUAAGCUGUCGAUAAUAGUGACCGAGACCAUUGCUUACUCUCACUGCUGCCUGAAUCCCAUCAUCUACGCCUUUGUGGGACAGAAGUUCAGGAGACAAGUAUUUCAGCUAUUGAGGAAAUAG
Messenger RNA from Pungitius pungitius (ninespine stickleback), 1323 nucleotides. Its product is annotated as C-C chemokine receptor type 1-like. The record is from RefSeq and is a predicted model, not a curated record. Gene Ontology annotation, molecular function: C-C chemokine binding; C-C chemokine receptor activity. Lineage: Eukaryota; Metazoa; Chordata; Actinopteri; Perciformes; Gasterosteidae. The transcript has 4 exons. Gene Ontology annotation, biological process: positive regulation of cytosolic calcium ion concentration; G protein-coupled receptor signaling pathway; cell chemotaxis. Gene Ontology annotation, cellular component: external side of plasma membrane; membrane. Bases 358 to 1323 code for a protein of 321 amino acids.